Fragaria vesca subsp. vesca is the source of this 2799-nucleotide messenger RNA. RefSeq lists its product as uncharacterized. Gene Ontology annotation, biological process: rRNA processing. NCBI's taxonomy places the organism in Eukaryota, Viridiplantae, Streptophyta, Magnoliopsida, Rosales, Rosaceae. The record is from RefSeq and is a predicted model, not a curated record. The coding region runs from base 1 to 2763 and encodes 920 amino acids. The transcript is spliced from 13 exons. Gene Ontology annotation, molecular function: starch binding; RNA nuclease activity; RNA binding. Gene Ontology annotation, cellular component: cytoplasm.
AUGGAGAAAGGAAAGUCAAAUACUUCUCUUAAAGGAAUGUGCAAAAUAGUUUGGACAAUCGAGGCUGAUCUGGAAGCUGGUCAGUUUUUGUACUUAACUGGAGACCUUUCAGCUCUUGGCUCCUGGGAACCAGGGAUCGCUAUACCAAUGUCUCAUACAGAACAUACAAACUUAUGGCAGGCUGAACUCGAGAUUGCUGGAGGUGUAAAUUUCAAGUAUAACUAUUUCAUAAAGAGAGAAGUGUGGCCUUCUUGUGAUAUUAUUUGGAGACCUGGACCUGAAUUGUCUUUGUCAGUACCCCUACCUGUCAAGGGUGGAAAAAUUGUGGUGAGGGACUCAUGGAUGAGGACGACGAUGUCUCCUAUUUAUCCAUGGGGCUCAUUGAUAGAAGAGACAUAUUUUCCAAUACAACCUUUAUUCUCAGCUCCAGCUAGAGGUAAAUUUCAUUUUGAUGCCUUGUAUAUUGACAUAAUAGACCCAUUGUUAAGUGAUAUUAGGAAGGAUAGUGUGUACUCCGCUGAUGACCUUACAGUGAAUCCUAGUCAGAGGGUUUCAAUUUCUAGUAGCUUGUCAACGGAAAGAUAUCAACUCGUUGAGGAGCCCUGGUUAGUUGAACCACGUAGCUUCUUUCUUGUGUCUGAGGAUAUGAAUGAGUCUGAUUUGUCAGCCAACGGCAACGUAGUAGAUGGCAUUACAAAUUUGGACGAUACGGGAAACUCUUUGACUGAAGAAAGCAAUAACCUAAUUCCCAAGGAACCUGUUUCUACCGUUAUACUGAUCAAUUCAUCUAUAUGUACUAUGCAAAGGAUAGCUCUACUGGAGCAUGGGAAACUGGUUGAGCUACUAUUGGAACCUGUUAAGAGUACUGUGCAGUGUGAUAGCGUUUAUCUAGGGGUGGUUACGAAACUUGUCCCUCAUAUGGGUGGCGCAUUUGUAAACAUAGGGAAUUCUAGACCCUCUCUAAUGGACAUCAAACACAACAGAGAGCCUUUCAUAUUCCCUCCAUUCCGAAGGACAAAGAAAACAGAAGCCAACAGUCAUAUGUUUGAAGAGCACAUGACUGCAGAUGAAAAUGAACACAUGUCACUUGAUUUCGAAAUGACUGAUGACAUCAUAGAAAUUAGCUCUCAGGACGAUUAUGUAAAAUCACUGCACAGUGAUGAUGAGGAGCAUGAAAUUGAGGAUGCAUUUGAUCUUUCAGAUGAUAAGGAACACAUGAAUGGUAGUAUACUUGAUUAUGGCAAAGGAGAAGCUGAUUAUCCUGAAGGUGAAACUAGUGCUAUUCCUGUUGCUAUAAAUGGUUCUAGUAUUUCUCAAAUGUCUCACCCACAAAAUAAGAAGAAUGAUGCAAAUACUGUCACUCAUGAAAAUAAGUGGGUGCAAGUUCAGAAGGGCACUAAAGUUGUUGUGCAAGUUGUCAAAGAAGGGUUGGGCUCAAAAGGACCCACACUGACUGCUUAUCCAAAAUUAAAGAGCAGAUUCUGGAUAUUGAUAACUCGUUGUGAUAGAAUUGGAAUCUCCAAGAAAAUCAGUGGUAUUGAGCGUACACGGUUGAAAGUCAUUGCAAAAACUCUGCAGCCUCCAGGUUUUGGUCUGACUGUAAGGACUGUUGCUGCUGGUCAUUCUUUAGAGGAACUGCAAAAAGAUCUGGAAGGUUUGGUUUCAACUUGGAAGAAUAUCACGGAGCAUGCAAAAUCUGCAGCUCUUGCUGCAGAUGAAGGAGUGGAAGGAGCCGUCCCUGUUAUUCUGCAUCGUGCAAUGGGUCAGACGCUCUCAGUUGUGCAGGAUUAUUUUAAUGAGACGGUUGAGAAAAUGGUAGUCGACUCUCCAAGGACAUAUCAUGAGGUUACCAAUUACCUUCAGGAGAUUGCCCCAAAUCUUUGUGAUCGAGUUGAGCUUUUCAGUAAAAGAAUCCCUCUUUUUGAUGAAUUUAACAUCGAAGAAGAGAUCAACAAUAUGCUCAGUAAAAGGGUUCCACUUGCUAAUGGAGGUUCUCUAGUGAUUGAGCAAACUGAGGCAUUAGUAUCUGUUGAUGUGAAUGGGGGUCAUGGGAUGUUUGGUCAAGGAACGUCACAGGAGAAAGCUAUUCUGGAAGUCAACCUUGCAGCUGCCAAACAGAUUGCAAGGGAGUUACGACUGAGAGAUAUUGGGGGCAUAAUUGUGGUAGAUUUCAUUGAUAUGGCUGAUGAAUCAAAUAAGAGAUUGGUCUACGAAGAAGCUAAGAAGGCUGUUGAGAGAGACAGGUCGAUGGUUAAAGUCUCUGAACUGUCUAGGCAUGGACUCAUGGAAAUAACAAGAAAGAGAGUACGACCUAGUGUAACAUUUAUGAUUAGUGAACCAUGUUCUUGUUGUCAUGCCACUGGGAGAGUGGAAGCCUUAGAGACCUCGUUCUCCAAAAUUGAACAAGAAAUUUCUCGAUUGCUGGCAAUGAGGGAACAGAAACCAGACCCAGAGAACCCAAAAUCUUGGCCAAAGUUCAUUCUGAGAGUUGACCAUCACAUGUGUGACUACUUAACUUCUGGGAAAAGGACCAGGCUUGCAUUGUUGAGUAGUUCCCUCAAAGCUUGGAUUUUGUUAAAGGUUGCUAGAGGUUUCACCAGGGGUGCAUUUGAGGUGAAACCAUUUACAGAUGAAAAGGCACACAAAGAUCUGCAGCAGGUCACCAUUUCGAUGAUUCGACCUAGAGAAGCCAGAAGAACUAACAAUCCUGGAAAAAAGGUGACCCUAUUUCCGGUGAAGAAAUGGAAGGGUGGUGGGAAAUGAUAGUUGCCAGGUUGAUCUGUUUUUGUUGUGUAUACA